UACAGAAGUUUGUCUCCCUCCCGAACUCCCUCUCCUACAAUUCCUCUCGGAUUCAUCUUGACAAAACCCUUAAAACCAACAAAAAGUACUCUCAAAGUCAUAUAAUUUGGUUUCAAGAAUCAAGCAAGAAAUUCUUGAACCUUGUUUGACCAAACAGUGCUGCUUCUCCAUCAAGACAAGACUGCAUUAACAACCCCAAUAUUUUUACAUCAAGUUAUUUGAGUUUUCUAGUGGUGGGAGUACUUCAAGCCUUCAUUCUGAUAGUCUUGACGAUAUGGACGUCGACAAUUCCUUUCUUGAACAACAAGGUAGGAGUACCGCUGCUAAACGUAGCAGUGACUCCUUGAAUGAUUGUGACAGUAAUGGUCAUAGCUUUUUGAAGAAGAAACCGAAACAAGAGAGAGAUUUAGGUUUCGCUGUGCCUGAUCGUGGGUGUCUUGCUCCUGUUCCUCUUAGAACGGCACCCCCACCAUUAACAUACAAUGAUCAUCAAGAAGGCCAUGUCGGUGCUGGUAACAACAACAAGAACAACAAUAACAAGGAUAAUCAAGUGGCUGCUGUUCCGGUUGUACGUGGUUGUAAGCAGUUUUGGAAAGCAGGGGAUUAUGAGGGAGGCAGCGUUGCUGACUCAUCUGCUGAUCAUUCUGGUGUUGGCAUGGAUCAUGUCAGGGUGCACCCCAAGUUCUUGCAUUCAAACGCAACCAGCCAUAAAUGGGCACUGGGAGCUUUUGCUGAACUCCUAGACAAUGCUGUAGAUGAGGUUGGUCAUGGAGCUUCUUGUGUAAGCAUAGAUGUUCUGAAUAACAGCAAAGAUUUCUCUAAGAUGUUGCUAGUUGAAGAUAACGGUGGUGGGAUGACUCCUGACAGGAUGCGGGCAUGCAUGUCUCUUGGAUACUCUGCCAAAAGCAAAAUGGCUAAUACUAUUGGUCAAUAUGGAAAUGGCUUCAAAACUAGUACAAUGAGGCUUGGGGCAGAUGUGAUUGUGUUUUCUCGCUGUCGGGGGAAGGAUGGAAACAGUGUAACACAAAGUAUCGGACUGCUGUCCUACACAUUUUUAACAGCCACUGGAAAGGAAGAUAUAGUGGUUCCAAUGAUUGACUUUGAGAAAGGAGGACGUGGCUGGAACAAGAAAAUUCGCUCUUCUUCGAAUGAUUGGGAUAUGAAUUUAAAAACCAUAUCGCGGUGGUCGCCAUUUGCAAGUGAGGAAGAACUUCUGCAGCAGUUUAACUUCCUGAAAGAUCAAGGAACACGUAUCAUCAUCUACAAUCUUUGGGAGGAAGAAGAUGGGCAUCUGGAAUUGGAUUUCUACACCGAUGCACAUGACAUUCAAAUUAGAGGAGACCAUCGAGAUGUUAAUAAUGUAGUAAAGGCAACAAAAUAUCCGAACUCCAGACAUUUUUUAACUUAUCAACAUUCAUUAAGAAGUUAUGCAUCAAUUCUCUACCUAGAACUUCCACCAAGCUUCAGAAUUAUCUUGCGCGGGAAAGAAGUGGAACACCAUGACCUAGUGAAGGAUAUGAUGCUAGAGCAGGAUAUUUCAUACAAGCCUGUGAAUGUUCUAGAGAUAGUUCAAGAGAAUAAGAAUAUGGCUGCAACCGGGAAAAUUGGGUUUGUGAAGGAUGCUGGCAAUCAUAUUGACGUUCAGGGAUUUAAUGUUUAUCACAAGAAUCGACUUAUCAAGCCUUUUUGGAGGGUGUGGAAUGCUGCUGGAAGUGAUGGUCGUGGGGUAAUAGGUGUAUUGGAAGCAAAUUUUGUUGAGCCUGCUCAUGAUAAACAAGGUUUUGAGCGCACAAGUGUGCUUUCAAGAUUAGAGGCAAAAUUGAUUAAUCUGCAAAAGACUUAUUGGAGGACAAAUUGCCAUAAGAUUGGCUAUGCUGUGAGGAGGCAGUCUAAGAACCUUUCUUCAGACACAAUACAAUCAGCAUGCAAUAAAGACAUACACUCUGCACGAACGAGUCAGAACGGACAGUGCUUCACUGAUGGAAAUAAAAGAUCCUCACAUGAUAAUGCAAUUUAUCAGAAUGGACAUGGCUCUGAAAGUCGACAGUCCAGAAUGAAAAACGGAUUGAAUUCCUGCAAAAUAUCAGAUGUCAAUGAUGCAAGCGAAGGUGUUAGACAUAAUGCACCCUUUGCUUCCAGGAAAUCUCUGCACGACCCCAUCAAACAUCAAAGCACCCACUUGUUAACCUCUCCUUCAUAUCCCAAGCCUGUUGUCAUCAGCGAGAAUGGCCAAAUUACCACCAAUGGCAACGUGAAGACUAUAUCCAACUCAAAAGCAGAGGAUCGUGAAUCAAGAAUCUGUGGGACUGAGAAUCAUCUUCUGCAAUAUGAAAGGGACAAGUGCCGGAAACUUGAAAGCCAGCUUCAAGAGAGAACAAAUGAGCUUGAGGCAGAAAGAAAGAAAACAGAACUGUUGGAGAAAGAGUUUCAGUGUCUUGUAGUUAUGAUACAGGAAGAAAGGACCAGGCAGACCGAACGAGAGAAUGAAUUAGUGAAGAAGAUUAAGGGUGGAUCCCAAGCUAUCGAGGAUCUAAGAGAGAGGGCGAGACGGCUAGAAGCCAAGGAGCUCCUAAGCUGCAAAAUUGAAAAGAACUGCUACUAAUUAAGCAAUAUUCUUGGACUUCGUUUAGUUAAUUAAUUUAGUUUUAAGCAGGAGAGGUUGUAAAUUAGUAGUAGUACAUAUAUGAUAUGAUAAUUAUAAAAAUAGUUGUGGUAUGUGCAUCAAGGCAUAUAUGCCAGUAGGGAAAACUGUUGGUGCUCUAGAAAUGAUUGAAGCAAUAAUAGGCAUAGUUUACAC
Molecule: messenger RNA, 2797 nt
Organism: Populus trichocarpa (black cottonwood)
Lineage: Eukaryota; Viridiplantae; Streptophyta; Magnoliopsida; Malpighiales; Salicaceae
Product: protein MICRORCHIDIA 7
Exons: 19
Coding region: 275-2602 (775 amino acids)
Cellular component (GO): nucleus
Molecular function (GO): ATP hydrolysis activity
Source: RefSeq, a predicted model, not a curated record